GCAGUGAGUUACUGGAUGAAAAGAAUGUGAAGCUUUAAAUGAUUCAACUAUAAUACAUGGUUUGGAAGAAAAUCGAAUGUGUAAUAAAUGCAAUAACGCAAAAGGAUAUAUAAAAACUAGAGAUAACAAAUGUGUCCCAACUUUUUAUUAUUUCAUUAUAUUCUCUCAAUAUGUAUUAACCCCAUUGCUGACAGUUUUAUGGGCUCUGUCAUGGAAACAAGAAUGUUUCAACUUCUUCAAGAUGCUCAUUCUUCACUACCAGUCACUAUACCUAAUCCUGUUCAUUACUCUUAACAAUCCUUUCUGGGAUACGAUAUUUGAUGCCUUUGUAUUCCUCCGCAGCUUGAGUUUUCCUGUUGUUUACAUAUUCCCUCCUGCUAUUGCAGUAUAUAUGUAUUUUGAUCCAGAUAAGGAUACUAGAGAUGGAAGAGGUAGAAAAGCAAGCUUUGAUCUUGGUUUAUAUCUUCAGCAUUAUCAUUUGUUCUUGCUUUCUUUUAUUUUCUGCCUCAUGCUUCUUUAUAUAUGUUUGAAGACUCUGAGAAAAUCUUGGAGAGAGAAAGUUAGGUCCAAGCUACGCUAUAUUAUUUGUUUGCUCAUUCAUUACAGCUUCUUUGGGAUGCUUGAUAACCUCAGGUGGUUGCUGGGCAGAACAUUUAGACAUGAUGAUGAAGACAAGCCGAUGAAGCCUUUUGAAUUAACCUCUAUGAUGAUUCUUGAAUACUUGCUGAUGGGAAUAAUUAUGUUUGUAUACUUCUGUGUUUGGGGUAGAAUUAUAUUGAAGUUCUUGAAAGCAGUCGCAACAGAUAAUAUUCUUGUGCUUAGAGAGAACCCAAUGGUGAGGGGACUCAGAACUAAUCACCCAAACCAUUUCUUGUUUUAUCUGUUUAUUGAGAUUAAGUUUAUGGUACAAUUCUUUCUUGGACUAUUAUUUUCAUUUUGGAUGAAUAUGUAUUGAGUAGCCCUUCUUACAUUGUGAAUGAUGAUAUUGGAACUGAUGUGGUUCGCAUAUGUUUGUCUUUAUAAUCCUACUCGAAGCUUCAAUUUACAAAUUGUGACUGUGCUUAAUCAAGCAAUAAUUGUUAUUCUUUGAAUUACAUUACUCUGCUCAGUAAAUGGGGAUAACAUAAUUAAUACAAAUAAUACUCUGAACGGUGCAUUUGAUGAAAGAACAGUAGUAAACAUAGUCGGUAUAGCAAUCUUCCCAAUUUCUUAUGUUCUCCUCCUACUAUACCUUGCUUACAAGUAUGCAAUCAAGCUGCGCAAUUGGCGGAAGUACGGGACGAUCAGAGGUCCUGACCCAAACAUUGAAUUCUUCAGAGACCAGGUGGAGAACGAGACACUUCUCCAGCCAGUGCUUAAUUCUAGCUAA
Messenger RNA from Moneuplotes crassus, 1369 nucleotides. NCBI's taxonomy places the organism in Eukaryota, Ciliophora, Spirotrichea, Euplotida, Euplotidae. The record is from the annotation of a GenBank genome assembly.